AACAAUGGCGAUGGUAUCCGAAUUCCUCAAACAGGCCUGGUUUAUUGACAAUGAAGAGCAGGAAUAUGUUAAAACUGUGAAAGGAUCCAAAGGUGGGCCGGGAUCAGCAGUGUACCCCUACCCAAGCUUCAAUCCAUCCUCAGAUGUUGAAGCCUUGCACAAAGCAAUAACAGUUAAAGGUGUGGAUGAAGCUACCAUCAUUGAUAUUUUAACUAAGAGGAACAAUGCACAACGCCAACAAAUCAAAGCAGCUUACCUCCAGGAAAAAGGAAAGCCCCUGGAUGAAGCUCUGAAGAAAGCCCUCACAGGCAACCUUGAAGUAGUUGCUUUGGCUUUAUUGAAGACUCCAGCCCAGUUUGAUGCUGAUGAGCUCCGCGGAGCCAUGAAGGGCCUUGGUACUGAUGAGGACACUUUGACUGAAAUUCUGGUAUCAAGAACUAACAAAGAAAUCAGAGAAAUUAACAGAGUGUACCAAGAAGAAUUGAAGAGAGAUCUGGCUAAAGACAUCACCUCAGACACAUCUGGAGAUUAUCGGAAUGCUUUGCUUUCUCUUGCUAAGGGUGACCGAUCUGAGAAUUUUAGUGUGAAUGAAGACUUGGCUGACACAGAUGCCAGAGCCUUAUACGAAGCAGGAGAAAAAAGAAAGGGGACAGAUGUGAAUGUAUUCAAUACCAUUCUGACCACAAGAAGUUAUCCUCAUCUUCGUAGAGUGUUCCAGAAAUACACCAAAUACAGUCAGCAUGACAUGAACAAAGUUCUGGACCUGGAGCUGAAAGGUGACAUCGAGAAGUGCCUCACAGCUAUUGCGAAGUGCGCCACAAGCAAACCAGCUUUCUUUGCUGAGAAGCUCCAUCAGGCCAUGAAGGGUGCUGGAACCCGCGAUAAGACAUUGAUCAGGAUUAUGGUUUCCCGUUCUGAAAUUGACAUGAAUGAUAUCAAAGUAUUCUAUCAGAAGAUGUAUGGUAUCUCUCUUUGCCAGGCCAUCUUGGAUGAAACCAAGGGAGAUUAUGAGAAAAUCCUGGUGGCUCUCUGUGGAGGAAACUAAUCAUUCCUUUGAUGUGCUCAACCAGAAGACUUUUUAAUACAAUCUUUUCAUUCUCUAUAAUAAGUUUAACUAGAAAAGUUUCUUCAGCAGGAUUACAGUCUAGCUUCCUGUCUUCUUAAAAAAACACACACUAUAAACUAUAGAGCAUUUUUAUACCAAAACUCUGUAUAAUAGAGCUAAGAUUUUUUAAAAAUAUGUUUUUCUCAAAACUAUAAAGCCCUGUAAACAAACUAUUCAGUAA
This is a messenger RNA of Chrysochloris asiatica (Cape golden mole), 1286 nucleotides long. RefSeq names its product annexin A1 (gene ANXA1). Gene Ontology annotation, cellular component: plasma membrane; cytoplasm. The transcript is spliced from 12 exons. The record is from RefSeq and is a predicted model, not a curated record. Gene Ontology annotation, biological process: inflammatory response; cellular response to vascular endothelial growth factor stimulus; alpha-beta T cell differentiation. NCBI's taxonomy places the organism in Eukaryota, Metazoa, Chordata, Mammalia, Afrosoricida, Chrysochloridae. Gene Ontology annotation, molecular function: calcium-dependent phospholipid binding; cadherin binding involved in cell-cell adhesion; calcium ion binding. Bases 5 to 1045 code for a protein of 346 amino acids.